AUGAGAAUAAUUUGGUUAAUUGCUCUGAUAUUUUCAAUUCUAACAUGCGGCUAUCUAAUAAGCAUUACUUGGUACAAACGUGAUAAUGAACCAGUCAUUGUGACCUUAGAUGGAAGAUUAACACCAAUUUGGGAAAUUCCAUUUCCCACACUUACAAUUUGCCCGGAAAUUACAACUUAUAGCAAAAUUAUUAAUUUUACAAAAAGUGCAAAUGAAAAACUUGGUGAUGUUGAAAAAUAUACCGAAGAUGAGCAUUACUUCUCAGAAGUUGUAUCACAAACAUGUCAACUUUUACCAAACAAUUCAAUUCCUCCUUUCGCUGACUUAAUUCCAAAUUCAUCAAAUUUAAUCAAAAUUAUGUCAAAUGCAGCCCCAAAAUUAGACGAAACUUUUCUCAAAUGCUAUUGGACAAAAAAUAUUCGCGAUUGUAAUAAAAUGUUUGUUCCCGUUUUGACAGAACAAGGAAUAUGUUUUGCAUUCAAUUCAAUCAAAUUAACACACUAUCGAACUGAAUUUUACGAAUCCCGUCAAAAAGAUUUUUUCACAAACAAUGCCACUAUCAAUUUGGAUUGGGACCUAGAAAAUGGCUAUACCAAAGAAAAAUUUUAUAAUUUGGAAGCUUUUCCAUUUCAUACUCCUGGCGAUAUGGAAAGUGUAAAAGUCAUUCUAAUCGAUAAAAAGGAUGAUGAAGAUCACAAAUGUCGAGUUCCUUCACAAGGUUUUAAGCUAAUACUUCGCGUUCCAGGAGAUGAACCUCAAAUGUCGAAGAAAUUUGUUAAUGUUCCUUUUGAUCAAAAAGUUUCGCUAACAAUUAAACCUCAAAUUAUGACAACUUCUGAAGGAUUGAGGCAUUAUUCGCCAGAAAGACGCCAAUGUUACUAUCAAAAUGAACGAUAUUUAAGGUUUUUCACGGUCUACACUCAAGCCAAUUGUGAAAUGGAAUGUCAGGCUAAUACGAGCCUUUUUAGAUGUGGAUGUGUCAAAUUUUCAAUGCCAAAAAAAUCAGGACAUGCAGUUUGUGGUAUUAAAAAUGCUGAAUGCUUUGAAGAUAUUACAAAAAAUUUUGGUAAAUGGAAAUUUAUGUCAAAAUCAAAUAUUUAUGGCAGUGAUAAUGAAGAAAGAACAUGCAUUGACAGUUGCUUGCCAACUUGUUUAGAUAUUAAAUACAAAGCUGAAAUUGAGCAUCAAGUUCCAUAUGAUCAUAAUUAUACACGAGAUACGAGACUAACUGAAAUAACAAUAAAAUUUGAAGAUGAUGUCAUUAAUGGUCUAACACGUUCAGAAUUGUAUAGUACAAUUGAUUUUAUUGCAAAUUGCGGUGACUCAAUUAAUGAUGCUCCAUUUGAAAAGAUCAUUACAAAUGGAACAAAAUUUCAAGCUCUCAAAGGAAUAUUCAUUGAAUAUUUUGAAGAGAGUUUAAUUCAUGGAUUUCGAUAUAUUGGAGAACAAAAACGACCAAUUUUCGAUAGAAUCGUUUGGAUAUUAGCUGUCAUUAUAUCAAUUUCAAUGUGUUGCUACCUAAUUAAUAAUCUUGUGGACCAACGCAACAACAAUCCAGUCAUUGUUACUUUUAACGAUAAACUUACACCUGUUUGGGAAAUUCCCUUUCCUACAGUGACAAUUUGCUCGGAGACUAAAAUUCACAUGAAAGUUUUAAAUUACACAAAAGUUUAUAUAAAACUGGGAUUAAUGAAACAUAUUACAAAAAAUGAGGAAUACCUCUGGGAUGGAGUAUCACAGACAUGCGUUUUAAGUUCUCUUUUCUUUCAUGAAGAAAAGCUUUUAGUAAAUUCAUCAGAUUUGAUCAAAGCUAUGUCAAUUGCAGCUCCAACAUUCAACGAGACUCUUCAUAAAUGCUAUUGGAGAAAUGAAUUUUUCAAUUGUGAAGAGAUAUUUGAUAGUGUUUUAACUGACGAAGGAAUUUGCUUUUCAUUUAAUUCACUUAAAUCUGAACAUUAUCGGACAGAAUUGUACAACGCUCGCAAAAAAGAUUUAAUCGGUUUCGAAUAUGACAAUGUUGAAGAUUUAGAUUGGAAUUUAGAAAAUGGUUACAACCAACAAGCUGAUGAAAAGACUUUUCCUGUUCGUGUUAUUGGACCUGGAGACAAAGAAAGCCUUGUUUUAUCCUUGAGAGAUAGAAAAGAAGACGAAGAACAAUUAUGUAGAAAUUCUGUUCGUGGUUUCAAAGUAAUUCUUCAUACGCCAGGUGAAGAUCCACAAGUGUGGAAGAAUUUUAUUAAUGUUCCAUUAGAUCAAUCGGUUUCGUUAACAAUCAAACCGAAAAUUAUGACCUCUGAAGAUUUAAGACAUUAUUCCCCUGAAAGACGCCAAUGCUAUUAUCAGAAUGAACGGUAUUUGAGGUAUUUCAAAGUCUACACUCAGGCUAAUUGUGAAUCAGAAUGGCUGGCAAAUAUGACCCUAUCAGAAUGUGGAUGUGUCAAAUUUUCAAUGCCACGAAAUUCAUCUCAUCCAAUUUGUGGAUAUCACAAACUUACAUGUGUUGAUUCGGUCAUGUACACAAGCAAAGAAUGGACAAUUAAUUAUGAAAAAUAUUUAAAUGCUUAUAAUUGUUUACCAACUUGUAUAAGUAUUGAAUACAAAGCCGAGCUCGAACAUCAAGUUCCAAUAAACUAUGCUCAGAUAGAGGAAUCAGAUGAGGGUUUUUCAAACAAGGACAAUUCGAGCUAUCGAAUAACUAAAAUUACAUUAAAAUUCAAAGAAGACAACUUUAAUGGCUUGAAGAGAUCCGAAUUGUAUAGUAUGUCAGAUUUUAUUGCAAAUUGUGGUGGAUUAUUGGGACUUUUUAUGGGUGUUUCGAUAUUGAGUUUGGUAGAAUUGGUAUACUUCUCGACAUUGAGAUUAUUGACGAAUUUGAAAAACGGAAGAAUAAUACAACAGGAGAGGAAAAAGAAAAAUACUUGGGCUGAUUCAGGUCACUUAAAGAUUUUGAAUGGACAACCAAAAGAGGUUCAAAAUAUUCAGUUUGAGCGUUUUCAACAUCGAUAUUCGCAAUAAGGUCGAAUUAAUUUUAGUGUCAACGCUUGGAGAGUUAGAAUAAUUUAUGGAAAACAAUUUUUUUUCUGUAAAUGUAAUUUCAAAAUGCACAUCAUAGAAAAAGAACAUUUGAUCACUUAAAAAAAAGAUAAAAAAAUGUCUUGCAUCCCAAAACGAAAAAUUAACUUCAAUAAAUUGGAAAAAGGUACUAGAAAACAACCAAGUAUGAAGUCAUUGUUUGUUUUUUGGUUUUUAAGAAACA
Molecule: messenger RNA, 3256 nt
Organism: Episyrphus balteatus (marmalade hoverfly)
Lineage: Eukaryota; Metazoa; Arthropoda; Insecta; Diptera; Syrphidae
Exons: 14
Coding region: 1-3015 (1004 amino acids)
Biological process (GO): sodium ion transmembrane transport
Cellular component (GO): membrane
Molecular function (GO): ligand-gated sodium channel activity
Source: RefSeq, a predicted model, not a curated record